This is a messenger RNA of Nicotiana attenuata, 1295 nucleotides long. Its product is annotated as velvet complex subunit 2. NCBI's taxonomy places the organism in Eukaryota, Viridiplantae, Streptophyta, Magnoliopsida, Solanales, Solanaceae. The record is from RefSeq and is a predicted model, not a curated record. The transcript is spliced from 4 exons. The coding region runs from base 81 to 1058 and encodes 325 amino acids.
GGGAUAAUUAAAGCCAAUAUAAAGAACUGAAUAAAAUUCUAAAGGUCAGACUUUAGACAGCCCUAAUUUUGUCAUAAAUAAUGGAAUAUCCUUUUGGACACCACAACCACCACCACCACCGUCGCGACGACGACGGUGGAGAAGAAUUUCCACCUCCCGGACGACGACCACCACCAUCAGCCUACGACGAACCACCACCACCUCAAGUUACCAAUGUCUAUCACACUUCCCAUGUAGGUGGACCACCACCGAUGGAGCCCAAUUAUAGCCGUCCUCAUUAUCCCCCACCGCCACCUAUGGAGGACGAUUAUGGACGGACUAAUUAUCCUCCACCGUCAAUGGAGGAUAGUUAUGGUCGGACUAAUUAUCCGCCUCCGCGAAUGGAGGAGAACUAUGGUGGAUCUUAUAAUCGUACACCGCCUUAUUAUGAGGGCCCACCACCACCGCAACCACCUAGUUAUUCCUCCGUUGAACACGUGUCUCACGAGAGUGAGAGUGAGAGCGGUCAUCGUCAUCAUGAUCAUCAUCGUUUUCAACCACAUGUGCCUUCAUUCUUCCACCAUGAGACCUCACCACAUCCAGAGCUCAUCGAUAAGCCUUCAUUUAGGGUUUAUACAAAGGCUGAUCCCAAUUACUCUCUCACUAUCCGUGACGGCAAAGUCGUUCUUGCCUCUUCUGAUCCAUCCGAUCCUUUUCAACACUGGUAUAAAGAUGAGAAGUACAGCACUAAAGUGAAGGAUGAAGAGGGGUUUCCAAGCUUUGCUCUGGUUAAUAAAGCUGCAGGACUGGCCAUGAAGCACUCUGUUGGCGCCUCUCACCCUGUGCAGCUCACCCCUUACGACCCUGAUGUUCUUGAUGCAUCAGUCUUGUGGACAGAGAGCAGAGACGUGAGUGAUGGUUAUCGAGCAGUUAGGAUGGUUAAUAACAUUCGCCUCAAUCUAGAUGCAUGGAAUGCUGAUAAAGAACAUGGAGGUGUCCGUGACGGGACCAUUGUUGCUCUCUGGGAAUGGUGGAAAGGAGACAACCGGAACCAACAUUGGAAGAUCGUUCCCUACUGAUAUGUUGGCUCGUGAAUGAUGACUGGACGAGUUUAAAUAAUGGAGUUGAUGCUUGGUGUUUUCUUUUAUUGUGUGUGGCUUAUUACGCAUUUUGUAUUGUAUUCAAUGUCCCUCCAAGAAUGUAAAAGAAAUUGAGAACAAGGGAAAUACUAUGUAUUGUGUGGGAGGUGUCAUGGCUAUGGUAUGUAUGUGUUUUAACUUCUAUUUUGUGCUUGGUAGUUUGUGCCUGUUUCUCUA